AUGAAACAUAGGUUUACACAGAAGAGGAGCUGCGCAAAUUUGAGCAGGAGCUUUCUGCCCAGGAAACCAGCGGGCAGAGGAACUUCGGAACAUGAGCAGUUACAGCAACAGCAGAUAGUGCUGGAUGCUCAGAAGAAGGAAUACCAACAGGCUGUUAUGCAAAUGGAACAGAAAAAAGCCCAACAGACGGGAGCUGAAGCUGCUGCUGGUCCAAACGGGGAGCUGAAGUUUCAGCCUGAAGCACCACACGCAGAAUCAGAACAUGGUAAGUCUCGUCAAACAGACAUUUGCAGUGAUCGAACAUAGGUUCCCUGGCUGUUG
Messenger RNA from Xenopus tropicalis (tropical clawed frog), 321 nucleotides. RefSeq names its product nucleobindin-2-like. Lineage: Eukaryota; Metazoa; Chordata; Amphibia; Anura; Pipidae. The transcript has 2 exons. The coding region runs from base 1 to 306 and encodes 101 amino acids. The record is from RefSeq and is a predicted model, not a curated record.